CAGGAUUUCCCGUUCGUCACACGGGGAUUCCCCCAUGUCCUUGGACUUUGCUUGGGUUCAGAGUGCAGACUCGGUGUACGCAGAAAUCAUGGAUCGUCUGAACGUAGUGUUUGGCCAUUUGAGCUCAUCGGUGACGACACACGAUGUGGCAGCGUCAGCAAGUCCCUCAGACGACAUCGUUGUUGUACAAGCCUUGAGAACUCCGAUAGGAAAAGCAAAGAGAGGGUCAUUUAAGGACACUUAUGCAGAUACUCUGCUGUCACACGUGUUCAAGGCCGUGAUAAAGGACGUGGGGGUGAAUCCUGCUGACAUCGGCGAUAUAUGUGUUGGCACAGUGCUGGAGCCGGGGUGCAACACGGCCAGAUUCGCUCAGUUUUACAGUGGUAUUCCCGAAACUGUGCCAUGCACGUCGACCAACAGGCAGUGCUCAUCAGGACUGCAGGCCUUCAUGAACGUGGCAGGGAGUAUCCGGAACGGGCAGUGUGAUGUGGGUCUGGCUGCAGGAGUUGAGUCUAUGACGAAGAAUGAAAUGCUGCGGAAGGGGAUGGACCUCAACCCUCAUGUGUUUGAAGACGAGAAGGCAGCCCAGUGCCUCAUCCCAAUGGGUAUCACGUCGGAGAAUGUUGCUGAAAGGUUCGGAGUAUCGAGGGAAAAACAAGACAGGUUCUCGUUGCGAUCACACCAAAAUGCCCACAAGGCGGCUGUGUCGGGAUUGUAUGAUGCGGAGCUGGUUCCCGUGACGACCAAGAUUGUAGAUAAGGAUGGGAACGAGAGGACCAUCACGGUAACCAAGGACGACGGUAUCAGGCCAAGCACCACAAUGGAGGGGCUCGGGAGACUCCGCCCUGCCUUCAAAGAAGGGGGAUCUACCACCGCUGGCAACUCUAGCCAGGUGAGCGAUGGUGCGGCAGCGGUGCUGUUGGCGCGCCGGUCCGAGGCGGAGCGGAGGCGAUGGCCAAUACUGGGUGUCCUCAAGUCCUACGCUGUGGAAGGAUGUCCUCCUGACAUCAUGGGGAUCGGUCCGUCGGUGGCCAUCCCGUCCGCUCUCAAGAAAGCAGGGCUGACAGUCAGCGAUAUCGACAUCUUCGAGAUCAACGAGGCGUUUGCCAGCCAGGCCGUGUACUGCAUGGAGAAGCUGGGUAUCCCCCUUGAGAAGGUCAACCCUAAGGGUGGCGCCGUCGCCCUGGGGCACCCCCUCGGCUGUACAGGCGCCCGUCAGAUCGGGACGUUGUUGCAUGAGCUCAAGAGAAGAGGCAAACCGGCCUAUGGUGUGGUGUCCAUGUGUAUUGGCACCGGCAUGGGAGCAGCCGCCGUUUUCCAGUAUCAAGCAUAAUCAAUUCAUGGUUGGGGCCACUACCUGAAGAGGAAAACUCCCAACACCAGAAUAAAUAAGUGCUCACUGUUUAAAAGGUGAAAACAAGAGAUCCUCAAGCAGUUGAAUUUUUUUCACUCUUGCACCUUUAUUAUUUGGAGACAUGACACAACACUCUCUAUCAUAAACAGACUGGUUGAUUUUGUGCCUUUACCCAAGUACUAUAUUACCGUAUUCGAUGUAAUAAGCGCCCAGGGCGCUCUCAAAAUUAGAAAUAGGGGGCUCUUAUUAGAAUAUUGGUUUGGUGAAAAAAAUAAGAGUUGAAAGAUAAAUUUCAGCCUGAAAUGUUUAUAUUCGACCGAUGUAUUUUUCCAGAAUUUAAUUGCCCAUAAUUAAGGGUGCAUAAAUAAGUCUUGUGUACAUCGAUCAAUCGGAAGGGGUGCUAAUUGGGAUUGUUCACAAGCCAAUAUAUUAGCAAAUAUCGCCGUGGGCGCUUAUUAGAGCAGGGCGCUUAUUACGUCGAAUACGGUACCUCAGAUUACAAAUGCCAGAAAAAAUAUGUUUGCAAAGGAUGACCUCCACUUGAAUAAACAUGUCAUUCCUAUCAGAUAUUCAGACAUUUCAAUGCCAGGAAAGUUGGUUUUUGGUUCUGAGGCGAAUCAAGAAAGUCUUCAAGGUUGAUUAUACAAUUAUCAGCAAGUUGUGAGAAUCCACUGCGUAAUGAUCGUUUUUGAUUUGACAGCUCUAUGUGCAUACACUUUAACAUGCAAUUGUACAUACAUUGACUUGUUGCAGGAUGUAUAUUUCCAUGGUAAGAGAUGAAUAAAUUGUUAUAUUUACAAAUUA
Molecule: messenger RNA, 2158 nt
Organism: Haliotis rufescens (red abalone)
Lineage: Eukaryota; Metazoa; Mollusca; Gastropoda; Lepetellida; Haliotidae
Product: 3-ketoacyl-CoA thiolase B, peroxisomal-like
Exons: 12
Coding region: 35-1333 (432 amino acids)
Biological process (GO): phenylacetate catabolic process; fatty acid beta-oxidation
Cellular component (GO): peroxisome
Molecular function (GO): acetyl-CoA C-acyltransferase activity
Source: RefSeq, a predicted model, not a curated record